Cyclocybe aegerita is the source of this 822-nucleotide messenger RNA. The record is from the annotation of a GenBank genome assembly. NCBI's taxonomy places the organism in Eukaryota, Fungi, Basidiomycota, Agaricomycetes, Agaricales, Hemipholiotaceae.
AUGGCCCUCGCUCAGACUGCAAGCAGACUCAUGGUCCCAUUGGCCGUGGGUGUUGCUGUUCUACAAGCCAGCCUCUACGAUGUUCCCGGUGGUUAUCGCGCCGUUAUGUUCGACAGGUUUUCAGGAGUCAAGGAGAAGGCCACCGGUGAAGGCACACAUUUCCUCGUUCCCUGGCUGCAGCGCGCCAUUCUUUACGACUGCCGCAUUAAGCCUCGAAAUAUCUCAACCACGACUGGCUCGAAGGAUAUGCAAAUGGUCACUCUCACCCUCCGCGUCCUCUCCCGACCAGACGUUGAACACCUCUCAAAAAUCUACCAAUCACUUGGGCUGGACUACGAUGAAAGGGUCUUGCCGUCGAUUGGAAACGAAGUUCUGAAGAGUAUCGUCGCUCAGUUCGAUGCUGCUGAACUCAUUACUCAGCGAGAGCUGGUCUCGGCUCGCAUUCGCGCUGAUCUCCUGCAACGAGCAGGGGAGUUCAACAUCAAGUUGGAGGAUGUCUCAAUCACGCAUCUGACAUUCGGAAAGGAAUUCACGCAAGCCGUUGAAGCCAAGCAGAUUGCCCAACAAGACGCUGAGCGUGCCAAGUUUAUUGUGGAGAAGGCCGAACAAGAACGCCAGGCUGCUAUUAUCCGGGCAGAAGGAGAGGCAGAGGCUGCGGCGACGAUCUCGAAGGCGCUCGAGAAGGCUGGAGAUGCGUUCGUCGCGCUUCGCAAGAUCGAAGCCAGCAAGGCGAUUGUGCAGUCGUUGUCGGGCAGCCCGAACGUGACGUAUAUCCCGAGCAGUAGUGGGAAUGUACUUUUGAAUGUGUCGGCGCAGCAGUGA